UUCAACGGCAACCCACAUCGAAGCCCGACAUCAACCACAAGAACAACGACGGCGGUAGAAUGGUGUUUGUUGGAUCGUUUUUCGAACGCUGCUGCGAACCACCGGACAAGCCGGUCCUCGAGAAUGUCAUCGUAAAGCAAGGCAUGAAGUCCAUCCUGGAGGAGGUGAAUCAGUUGGAACGAAACAACGAGCACCAGCAACCGGCACCACCGUACCCACAGGUCAUCUUUGGCAAUGAGUACCAUCACCAUCAGCCGGCUGGCAGCACCGUCGACGCUCAAGACUAUAUGCACCACCCGCACCAUCAUCACCUACACCCGGCAAUGUGUGCGAACGGGUGGGCCCAGCUGCCGAUGGGUAUGGUGGCGGCCGAUGGUCCCGGUGUCGGGCCGGUAGGCGUCGGUAUCGCCGGUGUCGGUGUCGGCAUGUCCAACAAACCUGCCACAUCCGGCUGGAUGGAUGGGCUGUUCGGUUGCAUGCGACCGGUACUGUCGCUGAUUGGCAAAAGCCACAUCAUGGAGAUGAAGAGCAAACAGACUGAGGAUUGGGAGAUUCCGUACGAAACGAUCACGGACAUGGUGUGGUUGGGCAGCGGUGCACAGGGUGCCGUGUUCUGUGGCAAGCUGCGCAACGAGCUGGUAGCGGUAAAGAAGGUGCACGAGCUCAAGGAGACGGAUAUCAGGCAUCUGCGCAAGCUGGAUCACGAGAACAUCGUCAAAUUCAAGGGAGUGUGCACCCAGGCGCCAGCAUUCUGCAUCAUCAUGGAGUACUGUCCGCAUGGUUCGCUGCACAAGAAGCUGAAGGACAGUGGUGGGAUCAUAUCGCCCCAGCAACUCGUCUCCUGGUCGCAGCAGAUCGCACUCGGCAUGCAGUACCUUCACACGCACAAGAUCAUCCAUCGUGAUCUGAAGAGUCCCAACAUUCUAAUCGGCGAAAAAGAGGUGAUUAAAAUCAGCGACUUUGGAACAUCGCGCGAAUGGAACGAAAUCAGCACGAAGAUGAGCUUUGCCGGUACGGUGGCGUGGAUGGCACCGGAAGUUAUCUGUAAUUUGCCGUGCAAUGAAAAGGUUGACAUCUGGUCGUACGGUGUCGUCCUGUGGGAACUACUGACCGGUGAGGUACCGUACAAGAACGUUGAUUCGUCGCAAAUCAUCUACGGUGUCGGUAGCAAUUCGCUGUGCCUGCCAAUACCGGAAUCGUGUCCGGAGGGUUUUAAACUGCUGAUCAAACAGUGCUGGAGCACAAAGCCACGAAAUCGACCCUCGUUCAAGAUCAUUCUAACGCAUCUGGACAUUGCGGGUCGGGAGUUGUUGGCGGCGUGCGAGAAGGAACAGUACGAGGCGUACUAUCAGUCGCAGCAAUCGUGGCGUGAGGAGAUUCGUAGCCACAUGCAAGAGAUAACGAGCAACCGGAUGAAUAUCCAGAAAGUCGAGCAGGAUCUGAUACAGAAGCGGAAGGAUGAGUGGAAGCACGCGCAACACGUGCGGAUGACGUACGAGAGGAAGCUGGAGCGUACGAACAUGAUAUGCCGGCAGCUGUCCACGUACAUUGCGCAGCUGGAGCAGAAAGAGCAGGAAAUUAUGAAGCGCGAAAAGCAGCUUGCACCUCAGCAAAGAAAAUGUGGCUUCCUAAAACGCGGUGCGGACAAAUCCAAUCGCAAACGACCGUUCAGCUUUCCCUCGAUGGGAACGGCCCUACCUGGAUACCCGGGAGACUCAACAACACCAAGUCCAACGGCAAACGGCGUUACACCGGCGAAAGCAACACUGUACGCCGAACUGAACCCUUCCGGCCAUCCGGGUGCACGGUCCGUUGUGGCGACAGCAGGCCCACCGCCACACUACAGUACACUGGCACCUCUCCAACAAGCUUCAGCUACGCCAGCAACUGCCACCAUCAAUCCAGACUCGUCGACAACAGUUGUCCCAUCGCCGAUGGCACCCACGACAACGUCUUCCGGAAGGGUGAAAAAGCUUCGCCAUCGACGGGUUGGCUCGGGAACGAUCAACUGCAGUCCAAAGUGUAGCCCAUGCCGGGAUCGCCGGGUACAGAGCGAACCGGAAACGCGCCAAGUAAAGCUAGUGGACACGGAAACACAAACCGAACCGAUGGACAUUAGUGAGCCGGAUGUGAGCCCGAGCCCUAAUGUGGCCAGCAAACGUAUGUCGGCAAGUUUGCGCGAAGAAGAGGAGGAAGAAAAGAUAGAGACUGAGGUUAUAGAGGACGCGCUAAGACGGCUUGGCGUAAAUGAGCGACUCGCAGGAGAACGAACGCCGGGAACGGAAAUGCGUGCCAGUGCGUACCGCUGUAGCAGUAAGCCACAGUCGGAAGACGACGGUGAAGUGCCUGAGGAUGAGGAGAACGGCAAUUCGAUCUCGAUCUCAACGAUGACGAACAGCCGGAGCAGUGACAUGAUGAUGACGAGCGGUGGUGGAGUGCCGGUAACCGGUGAACAAAACUACCGAUACCUGCGGCGACAGCAGAGUACUCAGCACCACCAGGAAGACCUGCAGGAAGAGGAAGCCGACGGUGAUGUGGAAGAGUACGACGAUGAGCGGGAAGAUUCGAGCCCCGACCCGAUAAUGGAUGCGAUGAACCGUAACGAGCGGUUCGAUCGGGUGUGCAGCGAUGACGACAAGAUCGAUACGCUCGAUCGAAAGGUGAACAGUAUCUCGGAGAAGCUGCAACAGAGUGCCGCGUACGGGAAUCUCCUAAACGACAACAAUGUCACUGUGUACCGGACCGGCAUAAAGCAAUCGGGUCAGGGUGGGAAGACGAUCUUGCUGAAGCAUCCUGCUGCAGGAAGCAAUCUAAAACCGGCCGGUGCCGCGGGUGCCGGAAUCGGUGUGUAUAUGUACAGUGGGCCGCAUGCCGGAGGGCUAGUAGCGUCACCAGGGAGUGUUGCAGAGGCGAAGAUGAUCGGAGAGAUUACGAUGGUGGAACACGAGCCCAAGGAAAAUGAAAGCUGGACCGAUGAGGAAGGUGAAGAACCAGACCAGAACACGUACUAUGUGCUCCGUCGCAAGAGCGUUGGCCGUCUUCCGAUAAAGCGUGGCCGGCGAAUGAAGCAUUCGGUCGGCUCUGGACCCUCCGUAUCCCCCGGUAUGGUUCAUCAUCACCAUUCUUCUGCAGGUGGUGGCGGCGACCAUCUAGUGAUCGUGCAUCGUAAGAUCAACUCGAACGUGACCAUCUCGGAUGAGGAAAACACGUCUGAGUACAGUCACGCACCGUCCAGUCAACGGUCCACGCUCGAAUCCAAUCCGGAUCUACCGUCGGUCGUGUUGAUGAAAUCCGGCCGACGUGUGGAUCGAAUCAUACAGCAGCAGCAACCGAUGCAUAAGAGCACCACAUCCGCCAAGGACACGGACGACGAUGAUGUCGACGACGACGACGAUGACGAUGGCAAUGUGCCGGAUAGUGAUCUCGAGCUGCAGGACUCUAGCGACAGUAGCUCGGACGAGGUGGAACGAGUCAACCGGCGACCGGUGGCGGAUGUUGUCAACGGGAAUCGGGUGUAACCGGGGAUC
Molecule: messenger RNA, 3527 nt
Organism: Anopheles maculipalpis
Lineage: Eukaryota; Metazoa; Arthropoda; Insecta; Diptera; Culicidae
Gene: wnd
Product: mitogen-activated protein kinase kinase kinase 12
Exons: 6
Coding region: 60-3518 (1152 amino acids)
Biological process (GO): protein phosphorylation
Molecular function (GO): ATP binding; JUN kinase kinase kinase activity
Source: RefSeq, a predicted model, not a curated record